This is a messenger RNA of Dalotia coriaria, 5183 nucleotides long. RefSeq names its product Rho-related BTB domain containing (gene RhoBTB). Gene Ontology annotation, molecular function: GTPase activity; GTP binding; protein kinase binding. The transcript is spliced from 3 exons. The record is from RefSeq and is a predicted model, not a curated record. Gene Ontology annotation, cellular component: cytoskeleton; cell projection; cytoplasmic vesicle. Bases 567 to 2534 code for a protein of 655 amino acids. Gene Ontology annotation, biological process: regulation of cell shape; regulation of actin cytoskeleton organization; small GTPase-mediated signal transduction. NCBI's taxonomy places the organism in Eukaryota, Metazoa, Arthropoda, Insecta, Coleoptera, Staphylinidae.
GCCCGCUCACACAUCGCGCGUCCGCCAACCGAGCUGGUUGUCGUCGUGAUAGCUCGCCAGUAGCUAGAUUUUCAUUCGUUACGUUUUUUAUGUUAAACAUUAGUUAUAAACAAGUUAUAUUUCUGUGCCAACUUUACACCCGACUACGUUCCUACUAAAUACGUAUUAAUAUUUAGUGUUAGUGGCAAUUGUUGACAUUUAUCUUGCUUCUUUUCGCAUUGUUUUCCAUCGUAGUGAUUCAGUUGGCAUCAUUUUGCAUUAAUUGUCUCGAGGGCGUGAUUGUAAUGCGAAACGCAAACAGUUUGCGCGAUUGUGAGCAGCAGUGCUACUGCGGUGAUGUGUUGUCGCAUCGGGACGUGCUGAGCACAUUUACACUGAAUUCGACGACAGGACAACGUGUUGAGUUGAGCCGCCUCUCGACAAAUACAGCCGCGAGUUUGCGUUGAGAGUAAAAGUGGCGAAAACAAAAAUUACGCACUGCGUAUCAGAAAAACAGGCGUGCAGUGUUUUUAUAUUUUUUAUAAAAACAAAAAUUUUGAGUUGCCAGCGACGGCGUGUGAUGGGGGAUGGACAAUGAACAGCCCCACCAGGAGCUGGUCAAGUGCGUGGUCGUGGGCGACACGGCCGUGGGCAAGACACGCUUGAUAUGCGCACGCGCAUGCAACAAGCAGGUGUCGCUAGCGCAGCUGCUGGCGACACACGUGCCGACGGUAUGGGCGAUAGAUCAGUACCGCAUCUACAAGGAUGUCCUCGAGCGCAGCUGGGAGGUGGUGGACAAUGUGUCCGUCUCGCUGCGCUUGUGGGACACGUUCGGGGAUCACGAGAAGGACCGCCGCUUUGCGUACGGCCGCUCAGACGUCGUGCUGUUAUGCUUUAGCAUCAACAACCCGGUCUCCCUGCGCAACUGCCGCCUGAUGUGGUAUCCGGAAAUCCGACGAUUUUGUCCCAGCACACCGGUAUUGCUCGUCGGGUGUAAGAAUGACCUGCGGUACAUGUAUCGUGAUGAGGCGUAUCUGUCUUACUUCCGGGAUCGUAGUCCAUUUGUGCGGGCGACCCGGAAGUCUGAUUUGGUUAUGCCGGAUGAAGCGAGGGAUGUUGCCAGGGAACUGGGGUUGUACUAUUAUGAAACCUCGGUGUUGACUUAUUACGGUGUGAAUGAAGUCUUUGAGAAUGCGAUUAGAGCUGCGUUGAUGGCGCGUAGACAGCAGAGGUUCUGGAUGACCAACUUGAAGAAAGUUCAAAGACCUUUAUUGCAAGCACCUUUCAAACCACCUCCACCACCCAAACCGGAAAUUAUGGAUCCAACUUCGACUUUUGCCGAAAACACCAGGCAGUUGUGGACUGAUAGGGCCCACGCGGAUGUUUUAUUGGUCAGUGGACCUGUUGGGUUCCCAGCGCACAGAUUUGUCCUGGCUGCGGCCAGUCCAGCGUUGUACAGGUUACUAACAGCUGAUUUGAUGGCAAGGAGUACUUCCGAUUCCAGUAUGGUUAGUUCCCUUGGCGAGUUUGCUGACGACACUGAGUGUUUAGUAAGAGCUGAACAGAAGAUGUGCAAAAGAAGGGCUAGUUGUCAAGCGCUGCCAUCUUCAGGCAGAGAGUUGGAUCCUGCUUUCCAUUCUGUCAAAACUGUUGAUGGGCAAACCGUCAUCACUUUUAGUAAACUAGUUACACCUGGGUCUUUACAACAAUGUCUUCAGUUUAUGUAUACUGGUGCUUUGGAUCGGCGUGGGGUAGAAAUUCAGGAAUUGAGAAGGACAGCAGAGUUAUUGGAACUUCCCCACUUGGGUUCUCUUCUUUCAAAUGAAUUCGCCCCAGAAUCCCAUGAAGAACACCUCAAGCGUCGUUUACAAGAUGUCUGCUUGGAUCAAGGACUCUUCGCAGAUGUAAUAUUUGAACUGGAUGAUGGCGGAUGCGCAGCGCAUAAACCACUACUCGCUAGUCGCUGCGAUAUGAUGAAAGCCAUGUUCAGCGGGGACUUUCGUGAAGGUCAGGCGAAGGUGAUUGAGUUCCCUGGCGUGCGCGAGUACACCUUCCACAAGCUGUUGUGCUUCCUCUACACCGAUGAGGUGCCCGCCGUGGCGGCGGCACGUUGUGUAAAUCUAAUGGAGCUCGCCAAUCGUCUCUGCCUGCCGCGUCUGGUUGCGCUUGUCGAGCGACGCGUGAUUGAAGACCUGGAACGGCUGCCGUCCAACGAGGCCAUCGAACAGUGCCUCCGGCUGCUGGAGCCUGUCAAGCUGCACAACGCGCACCAACUCGCUGACUUCUGCAUGAAUCACCUCUGCGUCAACUACAACAAGCUGUGCAGGAUGUCGCCGCGCAGCCUGCGCCUGCUCCAUCCGGACAACCAGGCCUACCUCAUCGAGCACAGGUGGCCGCCGGUGUGGUACCUCAAGGACUACGACUACUACCAGAAGUGUCUCGUCGAGCGCGACAGGGAGCUCAAGCCGGCGCUGAAGAACAGCUCGGGUUGCUUGUGCUUUGCGCGCAAGAGCGAAUCGGACCCGGCGCUCUCCACCUCCACCGAUAAGCUGUGAUGACGCACCACCACCACCACCACACAUGACCCCCAACCCCCACCCUAAAAACCAACCUAAGUAACGUUAACGUUAAGGUUAUGUCUUCACGCGAGUUAUAAACUGUAGCCGUUGAGUUGAAGCUGAAACGAAAUGCGCAAGGAAGCAAUCAAAAUGUUAGAGGAGAAACGCUCAUCCGCGAUCACUGCUUAAAUUUUAAUCAAGUCUCAUCGAUUAGGACCAAACGACUGCAUCGCAUUACGUCACACUUUCAUCGUACAUAUUACAUUUUGUCUAUAACCUCAAUUAUGCGCUGUUUGAAUUGAUUUCUACGACGGUAAAAUAUCAAUUUGCAUCAAUUGCAUACAAUGAACAACUACACCACCAACAACAACAAAACAACAACAAGCACGUCCUCAACAGGAGAAUAAAACGUACAUACAUCACACCUACACUCGCAUACACAUACACAUUUUAAGAUAAAUGCAUUCCUCAAUUGCGUCUGUGAUAAAAAAACAAAACAACAAACGUGCGCGGUCUCGAAAUUGUUGCAACUUGAUAUCGACAUUAUAACACAAGAAUAUACCCACCAUUCACAACACAUGUAUUCAUUCACAUAACCAUUUCUUAGAACUAUGUACUAGUAGAAGAUAACCUAGAAAUCAAUUCAUGCCAUAGCCUGCCUCUAAUUCGCAUAUAUGAAGCGUAUACACGUGUAAGUUAACAAUUAACUACUAAUUAACUAUUCGCAUUAUGGUGUAAUCUUAACGUCUAAUCUAAGCUGUAAGCUGAGAGCGUGGCGCACGCGCAUAGCAAAAACUAAAACAGGAAAACAACGGACGAUGACGAGUGCGAUCAAUAUAUCGAUGCAUAACAUUUAAUGCAUACAAUUAUAAACUUCAAUUCAACUCUUAACCAAUCGUACAUUGCGUAGCGUGCGAUAUAAAAACUACGAUUAUUAUACUCAUUGAGGAACAACUCGGAUCGGAUACCAAACAAAAGUUUUUAUAUAUCAAAAUAUUAACACACUGAAAAAAGAGAAGAAAGCAGAGUGUGGAAACAGUUGAACAAACAAAUAUUGCUUGAUACGAUAGCGUAGUCGGCAUAACCUAAAUAUUUGACACAUUUAGUGCCCACCGGUAGCAAGCUUCCUUAAUCUGUACUAACCUAAACGUUUGAUUUGUCAACUGCAAAACAUGAAAAACAUGAUAAACGAACGAUAAACAUUUAUAAUUACUCUACGCUACUAUACAUAGUGAUAAGUAAUGUUUGUACUUUAAUAAUAUUAUCUAUAACGAAAGUGAAACAAACAAAACAAAAAAAAAUAACAACAACGUUUUCCGAGCCUCUUUCUCUCUCUUGCACGACUGCACGCCAAAGCAAAUGCGCAAGUUUUAAAUUGUAUAACAACUUAAUUAACAUCGUUGAAACUAUAUGAUUACGAGGGGUGAAAAGUUAUUGACAACAUGCGCGCGCAUAAAUAGUGUUCAGCCAUUCCUUAAUAAAAGCUAAGAAAUGUUUGAGAAACGUUAGGUGAUUCAGUUCAGUAGCGAACGUAGCAAGUUGAAAACAGUUUGAGUCGAUUGGAUUCAAUUAAUUAACGAACACACGUGUCAUAAUUAUUACCAUAUGUAACAAAAGUACGAUUGUGUUUUGUUACACGAUGCGCAUUUGAUACGUUAUGAAACAUUACUUGCACUUUUUUUAGGUUAAAUUCAAGUUCUUUUUCUGACUAGUGUGACCCUAGGAACAAUGAAACAAUGUAAAAAAAGAACACUGCCGCCAUAUUGUAGAUAAUUUAUUUUGUAGCUUUUAAGUUAUUGUUUUUGUAGCACGCAAGUAAUGUUUACACUUAUUAGAACUUACAAGUAAUUACAAGUGAACACUACAGUUACAUAACCAAACACAGACGAUAUAGUUUUCUAUAUAGUUUUAUAUUUUAUUGCAAUUACUCGUGUAUUAAUGAGGUCGGUCCGACAAUCGCAAAUUUUAGUAUCGAAAAUGAUAUAAAAUGAUUUCCAACACUCGGUAUACAUAGAGCGGCAACCCAACACACACACAUUUAUUCGUAGACACAAAAGACAACAAACACAUAACCAACAAACUUGUAAGUGGAGUCGAAGGUGGAUUGAUAAAAUGAAAAACGUUCGUUAAUUAUAUCUAGCUAGAAACAUUGAAAAGACAAAUUGUGAACGUUUGCGGAAUUAGGAGGCGAAACUUAGUAGUAAAGUAACGUAAAAGUAAACAAAGAAAAAAACAAAACGUAGCUAUGUGAAAAUGGCGUCGCGCCGGUAGAGAAACAGAUGUGUAUGUACCAGGAAUGCAUUUCAUUGAUUCACGUGUAAAUUUACUCAUUACUCUUAACAUUUAUUCGAAUAUCGCCGUAGAUUUAAACGAAACGACAAAAUACACACAAUUACAAUAGAAAAAUGGGCAAACAAAUAAACGACAGUCGAGCGAUUUACGUAAAAUGGCGAAUUUGGAUAAACCACACCACAAAACAUAGGAAUAACGCAAAUAAAUUUGAAAAACUACGCAAAAACAACAAAAAAAUGUUAGCUACAAUUACAAUUAAUUUGAAACAAACUCAACAAUCAUACUAUAAUGUAAUAUUAUUAUUAAUUGUGCAAUAAUUUGCUAUUCUAUUAAUAAACAUUUGUAUUAACUCAA